Molecule: messenger RNA, 975 nt
Organism: Plasmodium knowlesi strain H
Lineage: Eukaryota; Apicomplexa; Aconoidasida; Haemosporida; Plasmodiidae
Exons: 2
Coding region: 1-975 (324 amino acids)
Source: RefSeq, a predicted model, not a curated record
AUGCUGCUAUUGGAAAAGAUGAACACAAUGAUAGAAAACAAGUACGCCAAAUCGAACUGGAAGAAAAAGAGGUUCGUUUGGAGGUACAGCUUAUACUUCACUGUUUUUUACAUCUCCCUAUCAUUGGGCAUCUUAUACACGUUAGCAGUUAGACUUAUAAUUUCGUGGGAUACCUACAGUAACCAUUAUUGUCCCUCCUCUACAAUUCUAUCUGUGAAAAGAAUCUACAUGGUGAUCAUCGUAUUUUUGACAUUGAUGGUUUUCUUAAACUUCCUUUUUUCGCGCCUCACAUUUAUCUACUCCAAUUUUACGAAUAGCGAGUUUUUUAACUCAGGGUUCUUUUACGCCCUCGUAGGCUUCAUAAUUAAAUACAUGUCAUGGAUUUUGUCUUUCAUAUACAUCCUCUGGAUCUGCUUCCUCUUUGUAAAUAUGAUGAUAAUAAUUUUUUUGCCGCAAAGGUGGUGUGCCUUCAAAUACAAUAUGUACGGGAUGGACGCGCUCCGCAAUUGCCUCUUGGUUAUGAACCGGGCCACAGGAUGCGAAAUCGACAAAUCACUUUUGAACCUACGGACCAAAGACAGCUGCAACGACUACAACAUUUUAAAGGUGCAAAAUUUUCUGUUCCUUUCUCGAUCAGCUCCAAACGAAGCAUGUACAUUGAAGGAUAAGAAACUGUGCGAAUUUUUUGUCGACUUUAUUAAAAAUAAAAACACCACGUGGACUUCCUUCCCGAACUGCUCUGGAAACACCCUCGACCUUAAGGAAGAGCAUUUCCUCGAAGUGCCCACCCUGAAGAGUGACAUUUACUUACUUUCAAUAUCUGUAAUAUUUCUCUGGUUUAUCACAACCAUAAUUCUCAUUGCCCUUUUCGUAGUUUUGAGGGUGAGCACGCCGAUUGAUUCCUCAUUUGUGGUUAAUGAAGAACGCUUCAACUUUUUUUUCAAGUUUACGCGUUUGAUGGAUGUGUGGAGAUGA